GAGAGAGAGAGAGAGAGAGAGAGAGACUUCAAACACGGGAACAUAAGGAAGAAGACGCAGUACACAUUCAACGAGAGCGAAGGUUUGGUGCGAGCUUCUUCAUCAUCUCUCUCCCUAUCCCCUCCGCUGCACCUUGAGAUGAUGAACGUGGGUCCUUCUGGUUUCAACAAUGCGCCGGCCUCCCGAGCGUUCAUCGUCGCCUCCGGCGUCUUCACCGUCUUCUUCGGGAUCCGGAACCGCGCUGACAUGCUCGGAGUGUCUUACCAGGACAUUUUCCAAAAGAUGCAGAUGUGGAAGCUAAUACCAGCAAUCUUUGCCUUUUCUUCAACACCAGAACUGAUUUUUGGUCUUUAUCUGCUCUACUACUUCAGAAUUUUUGAGAGGCAGAUAGGUUCUAAUAAGUUCUUGGUCUUCAUUUUGUUCUCUACAAUAGUAUCAAUGGCCCUUCAAGUCCUCGCGUUGGCAGUUUUUAAUGUUCCUUCCUCAAACUUAGUCAGUUCAGGCCCUUAUGCUGUUAUAUUUGCAUCGUUCGUACCCUUUUUCUUUGACAUUCCGGUUUCAACAAGAUUUCGGGUGCUACGCAUCAGCUUCUCUGACAAAUCUUUCAUUUAUCUAGCUAGUCUGCAGCUUUUGUUUUCGUCCUGGAGAAGGUCCUUCUUGCCAGGAAUUUGCGGCAUUCUUGCUGGUUCCCUGUAUCGACUCAAUGUUUUCCGCAUCCGCAAGGCAAAGUUUCCAGCACCAAUCUCUUCAUUCUUUUCGCGGGUAUCAGGACUUUCUAUGGGAAGUUCACGUGUUACACCAACUAGGCAUGUCGUGGGGAGUAUUCCAACUUUUGCGAGUCACCAGCGAAACUUUACUUCGGUGCCUUCCACUGCAGAGCCAUCGGAGGAAUCUGUUGCAACCCUUGUUUCAAUGGGCUUCGACAGGAAUUCUGCUAGACAAGCGCUUGCACAGGCUAGAAAUGACAUCAAUACAGCGACAAACAUCCUUCUUGAAGCUCAGUCUCACUAAUUGUUUAUAGAAGUUCUGGUGAUGCUACUUGCACUCUGUUAAUUAAAUUCAGGGGGGAGGAUUUGAUUGGUGACGAGAUCUGUGACCUACACUAGGCAUUUUGAUGAGUCGGUCAGUCUUCUAACGGGAGCUUCUCAAUUUCCUCGUCAUGUUGUUCUUGGGAUUUUCCCUUAAUUGUUGAUCCUUCGGUCCCUAUGAGCGGUAGGCAUUUAUUUGCUGAAAGCUAUUCACACAGAGUAUGACUCUUGGGAUGUAGCCUAGAUGGAUUUCACCCAGAAUCAAGACAUGGUUAAACAUUAUCUUUAGAAGAAAGGCCUAGGGAAGAAACUGUGUACAGUAUUUAUCUCAUUAUUUCUUGUCUUCAGCCAGUAACAAGACAUUCCUCGGGUUGUGUUUCUAGACAGCUCACAAUGGUCAAUGGUGAAUGUGCCUUGAUAGUAAAUGCAAAUGUUAAGGACGAUUAUGCUGUUGACUGUUCAAAUUUUGGAAAGGGCGUUUCAUGACCA
Messenger RNA from Rhodamnia argentea, 1517 nucleotides. RefSeq names its product rhomboid-like protein 20. Gene Ontology annotation, molecular function: protein binding; serine-type endopeptidase activity. Gene Ontology annotation, cellular component: membrane. The record is from RefSeq and is a predicted model, not a curated record. The transcript is spliced from 8 exons. The coding region runs from base 139 to 1011 and encodes 290 amino acids. NCBI's taxonomy places the organism in Eukaryota, Viridiplantae, Streptophyta, Magnoliopsida, Myrtales, Myrtaceae.